UCAUGACCAUUGAUCAAUGAACACGGAUCAAUGGCCAUGAGUACCAUUCACAGAGAGUUGGGGAAUGGCUGCAAUCACUGCAUUGUAAGUCGGUGAAAGCUGUACCCUUAGGCCCCCUCCUCAAUUCAGAGAUGGUCUCUAACUUUUCACGUCAAUGGACUCGUUGACUCCCAGAUCAAACCAGCGUUCAUCCCUGUCCAGGUUUCCUUACCAGGAUGAUGGAGCAUUCUACAGUCUGAAGACUGAAGGAUUGGAAAAGUGUUUCCCCCACUGAAAACACACCUCUAGAAGAACACAAUAAACUUUUGGGAAUUUUCUUACCAGCACCCAUCAAGAUUCUUAGGUGACAUCUGAAACUAAAAGGUUAACACACAAAGACUGGAGGCCAUUGAUAGCAGCUGAUGGAGUGUUUUUCAGUGGUGAGUAAUACUAUAAAGUCUUUUUUGUGUCCAAGUAAUUAAUGUAUUUAAAGCUAUAAAAGAAACCCAUUAUAUAUUUUGAAAGCAGUCAUUGAGAAAAGGUACCACUUGUACUACUUAAGCUGCUUUUCUUCUUUUGUCCCGUCAGUUUCUGUUUUUUAACAUGUACAGAUUUUCCCACGUUGCUAAAUUAACCCUCUCAGGCUCAAAUUAAGUUUUAGGUACAGGAAAAAUCUGAUAUUUGGGGAAAAUUAUCAAAAAACCCCCAAAACUCAUAAAAUAUGUAUGUGGGGUAAUCAGGUUGUUAGUUUUUAACUGUUGCAAAUCGGCAACGCCUGCCUCGAGAGGGUUAACUGUUCUUUCCUCUUUCAGUGUGAAUACCUGCAUGUGAUAUUUGGAAAUGACUGCAAGUAACCACCACUGUCUGAGUGACGAGUUAAUUUGCAUUUCCUCUUUCUGUUUCAGUCUGUGUGGUCAUCGUCUGGGUGUUCUCAACAAGAAAGACACAUAACAGGAGAGCAUAGAGGCAGAGAGGCAGGCAGACACAGACAGAGCUACAGAGCAGAUCACAAACAGGAGGUUAGUGCAGAGGCAGCUGAAAGGAUAUCAAAAGGAGUAAACAGUUUGUUGAAGGUGGAUAUGGCCAGGUUAGAUGUCACAGAGAUGUUUCAUGGCAUUUCGUUUCCCGGACACCUGCACACUCAGGAUUCCUUGAAAUAUGCUGUCAGCUUUCCAUUUGGGGAUACGGAUAUCCUCAUAGUGUCUUAUCCAAAGUCAGGUACCACAUGGAUACAGGAAGUUGUGAGUCUCAUACACACCAGAGGGAACCCAGGGUUGUCCCAGACUGUUGAAAACUGGAAAAGAGCUCCAUGGUUGGAGCAUUAUUAUAGCUCUGCUCUACUGGAGGCCUCGCCUACUACAGCUCGAGUCAUCACUACACACUUGCCUCAUCACCUGCUGGGCCCUGCCCUCCAGCACUCCAAAACCAAGGUCAUCUAUGUGAGCAGAAAUCCCAAAGAUGUGGUCGUGUCCUUUUACCACUUCCACAAAAUGGCCAACUUCCUCCCUGAGCCUCAUUCAUUUCCAGAGUUUUUGGACCGAUUCCUGGAGGGAACAGUGUCUUUCGGUUCCUGGUUUGACCACAUUAAAGGCUGGACCAGUCAGAUUAAUAGCAACCUGCUUCACGUCACCUAUGAAGAAAUGUCGCUGGACCUGCACAGCACCAUAAAGAAAAUAAGCUCCUUCCUUCAGUGUCCCCUGGUGGAGGACGAGGUCAACAACUGCGUGAAACACUGCAGCUUCAGCAGCAUGAAGGAAAACAAGAUGAUCAACUACACUCUCGUCCCUCAGGAAAUAAUGGACCACAGCAAGGGCUCCUUCAUGAGAAAAGGUAAAGUGGGAGACUGGAAAAACAUGUUCACAGAGGAGGACAAUAGAAAAUUUGAAACUGUCUUUACCUCACAGAUGAUGGAGAACUGCACUUUAGAGUUUGUGUGGGAGUAGUGGGACAAAAAAAAGAAGUCCUACAGACCACGAGAGUAUAGAUCACAUCAACUGAUCCCUUUCAAACUAGUUAAUCCUUUAUGUGUGGAUUACAGUAUAUGUUAACCCCUCACUUGUUUUGUGAUAAUUAUGUUUUGAAUUCUUUAAUUAUGUUGUUCAUGUGAAACUUACAGUGAGGCUUUUGAGGUUGUCUUCUUCUUCUUCUUCUUUUUCUCCUUUUUAAGUUAUAAAUAGAGCUUAAUAAAGCUUAUAUGCUUGAAUGUGUCA
Oreochromis niloticus (Nile tilapia) is the source of this 2189-nucleotide messenger RNA. It is a transcript of the gene sult5a1, whose product is annotated as sulfotransferase family 5A, member 1. Gene Ontology annotation, molecular function: sulfotransferase activity. NCBI's taxonomy places the organism in Eukaryota, Metazoa, Chordata, Actinopteri, Cichliformes, Cichlidae. The transcript is spliced from 6 exons. The coding region runs from base 1059 to 1922 and encodes 287 amino acids. The record is from RefSeq and is a predicted model, not a curated record.